Molecule: messenger RNA, 3703 nt
Organism: Oryzias melastigma (Indian medaka)
Lineage: Eukaryota; Metazoa; Chordata; Actinopteri; Beloniformes; Adrianichthyidae
Product: nardilysin
Exons: 31
Coding region: 178-3396 (1072 amino acids)
Biological process (GO): proteolysis
Molecular function (GO): metal ion binding; metalloendopeptidase activity
Source: RefSeq, a predicted model, not a curated record
GUUGUCUUUCAGUCUACCAAUGAGAUUACCAGCUCACUUUGAUCGACGUGUUCCCAACCAAUCAGAGUUCACAGAUGUAACCCGCCUCGGUAAUGCUUGAACUGGGCUGCUUCACGGACACUCCAAACUUGUAGUAGCACCUGUCCGACACCCACAAAGUGCCGUAACACAGUAAAAAUGCCUUUGACCAACAAGUCUGUGAGUGGCAGCGGUGCAUCCAAUCAGGCGGCUGUUCCUGAGCAGGGAGAGCCUCCCCCUCCUGCUCCAGAAACCACCAGGGCAGCUGCUGAUGACACAGGAGCUCCAGAUGAGCAGGGAGACCCGGAAAUACUCAAAUCACCAAGCGACCCGAAGAAGUACAGGUACAUCGAGCUGAGCAACGGCCUUCGAGCGCUCCUCAUCUCGGACUUUAGCAGCGCAGAAACGGGCACAGAGGAAGAGGAAGAGGAAGAGGAAGAAGAGGAGGAGACGGAAGAUUCUUUUGAGAUCUCUGAGGAAGAGGAGACCGAAGAAGAAGAGGAAGAGUAUGAGGAAAAUGCAUCAAAGAGGAAGAGGUCUGAGAAGCAGGCGGCCGCCGCGCUCUGCAUCAGUGUGGGGAGUUUCAGUGACCCGGACGACCUGCCCGGCCUGGCCCACUUCCUGGAACACAUGGUGUUUAUGGGCAGUGAGAAAUACCCGGCAGAGAAUGACUUCGACGCCUUCCUGAAGAAGCAUGGAGGGAGCGACAACGCGUCCACCGACUGCGAGAGGACCAUCUUCCAGUUUGACGUGCAGAGGAAGUAUUUCAGGGAGGCCCUCCACAGGUGGGCUCAGUUCUUCAUCUGUCCUCUGAUGCUGGAGGACGCUGUGGACAGGGAGGUGGAGGCUGUGGACAGCGAGUUCCAGCUGGCGAGGCCUUCGGAUUCCCAUCGGAAGGAGACGUUGUUUGGAAGUCUGUCCAAGGCGGGGCAUCCCAUGGGCAAGUUCUUCUGGGGUAAUGCUCAGACGCUGAAGCAUGAUCCUAAAGAGAAGCAGAUCAACACGUACCAGAGACUGCGGGACUUCUGGAGGAGAAAUUACUCUGCUCAUUACAUGACGCUGGCCGUUCAGUCUCGAGAGACGCUGGACACCCUGGAGGAGUGGGUGAGAGAGAUCUUCAUCGAGGUGCCAAACAAUGGAGAACCUCGACCAGACUUCUCCCACCUUCAGGAGCCGUUUGACACGCCGGCCUUCAACAAACUCUACAGAGUUGUUCCUGUGAGGAAAGUUCAUGCUCUGACCAUCAGCUGGGCCGUUCCUCCGCAGGGCAAACACUACAGAGUGAAGCCUCUCCAUUACAUCUCUUGGCUCGUUGGACACGAGGGCGCCGGCAGUAUCCUGUCUCUGCUGAGAAAGAGGUGCUGGGCUCUGGCUCUGUUUGGAGGGAACAGCGAAACGGGCUUCGACCAGAACACCACCUACUCCAUCUUCUCCAUCUCCAUCACGCUCACUGACGGAGGUUUCCAGAACUUUUUUCAGGUGGUUCACUUGGUGUUCCAGUACCUGAAGAUGUUGCAGACUCUGGGUCCACAGGAGAGGAUCUAUGAGGAGAUCCAGCAGAUCAAGGACAAUGAGUUCCGGUACCAGGAGCAGACGGACCCGAUUGAGUUUGUGGAGAACAUCUGUGAGAACAUGCAGUUGUUCCCCAAAACGGACCUCCUGACUGGAGACCAGCUGAUGUUUGAGUUCGACUCCCAGGUCAUUGGUUCGGCUCUGGACCUGCUGACGCCUCAAAGAGCCAACCUGCUGCUGCUGUCCCCUGACAACCAAGGCCGCUGUCCGCUCAGAGAGCGAUGGUUCGGGACCUGCUUCAGCUGUGAAGACAUCCCAGAGGAGUGGUCGAAGCGCUGGGCUGGAGACUUGGAGCUGCACCCUGACCUCCACCUCCCUGCUGAGAACAGGUUCAUCGCCACCGACUUUGCCCUUAAAGAGUCCGACUGUCCCGACACAGAGUUUCCCGUCAGAAUUGUGGAAAAUGAGCAAGGAGCUCUGUGGUUCAAGAAGGACAACAAGUUCAGGAUCCCUAAAGCUUACAUUCGCUUCCACCUGAUCUCCCCACUGAUCCAGAGGAGUCCUGAAAGUCUGGUUCUGUUUGACCUCUUUGUCAAUAUCCUGGCCCAUAACCUGGCGGAACCAGCCUACGAGGCCGACGUGGCUCAGCUGGAGUACAAGCUGGUGGCUGGAGAGCACGGGCUGGUGAUCCGGCUGAGAGGCUUCAACCACAAGCUGCCGCUGCUGCUGCAGCUAAUUGUGGAUCAUCUGGCCGACUUCGUCAGCGAGCCGGCUGUCUUCGACAUGUUCAGUGAGCAGCUGAAGAAGGCCUACUUCAACAUCCUCAUUAAGCACGACAGGCUGGGCAGAGACGUGCGGCUGCAGAUCCUGGAGCCCAAACGCUGGUCCGUCAUCCAGAAGUACCAGGUCCUCAUGAAUGGUCUGACCAACGACAACCUUAUGACCUUCGUCGCUGAGCUGAAGGCGGAGCUUUAUGCAGAAGGGCUGGUUCAGGGGAACUUCACCAGCGAAGAGUCUAAAGAGUUCCUGCAGUUCUUCACAGAGAAGCUGCAGUUCCAGCCGCUGUCAGUAGAGGUCCCCGUUUCCUUCCAGGUGGCAAAGCUGCCGCAGGAACAGCUUCUGUGUAAAGUGAAGUCCCUGAACAGAGGAGACGCAAACUCAGAGAUCACCGUGUUCUACCAGUCGGGGCUGAAGAGGCUGAGAGAGCACGCUCUGAUGGAGCUGAUGGUGAUGCACAUGGAAGAACCCUGCUUUGACUUCCUGAGGACCAAGGAGACUCUAGGGUACCAGGUGUACCCGACCUGCAGGAAUACUUCAGGGGUGCUGGGGUUCUCUGUCACCGUGGAAACGCAGGCCACAAAGUUCAGCACAGAGUUUGUGGAGGCAAAGAUCGAGGAGUUCCUGGAGAACUUUGGCGAGCGCUUGUCCGGUCUGACCGAAGAGGCCUUCAGCACUCAGGUGACGGCGCUCAUCAAGCUGAAGGAGUGUGAGGACGCCCACCUGGGCGAGGAGGUGGAGCGCAACUGGUUCGAGGUGGUCACGCAGCAGUACGUCUUCAACAGACUGAACAAAGAGGUUGAAGCUCUGAAGGUCUUCGCCAAAGAGGAGCUGGUUUCCUGGUUCCUGGUGCACAGAGAGCGCAGCAGGAAGCUCAGCGUGCACGUGGUGGGUUUUGGUGUGCAGGAGAACGACCCCCCCGAUCAGAGCAUGGACGACCCCCCUGCCUCCUCAGUUUACGGGGAAGUGAGCGAGCUGACCUUCCUGCCGGUUUUGACGGCGGCGCUGCAUGGAGCCACGCCCAUCAGUGACAUCAGAGGCUUCACCUCCUCCCUCCCCCUUUACCCCUACCACAAAAUCCUGGAAUAAGCCCCUCCCACUUUUUUUCAUUUUUUUUUUUUCUUUUUAAAAUCAAAUCCGUUUUGUGAGUCCUGUUCUGGUUUCAGUCCAUUUUAAAGACUAAUGUCGUCUCAGUUUUAACCUUUGGACAUUCAGAACUCUCAGGGGACGUGAAUGCAACGCUCUGACUCCACGUGUUGUAAAGUCCCACCUCCUGCAGGAGGUGCACGUGUCUACCGUCCACAUAAACACAUGAUUCUAGAUGAAGUUCCUCAGACAGCUGGCUGCUUCUACUCAGAGGAAACACUAAUAAAAAUAGCCAUGGCGCAUAAGAUCA